AUGUAUGAGACACUUCAGAAGGACUUCAAAAGAGUCGGGCAGGCCUUCCAAAACCAAAAAGAGCAGAACCAGGAGCUCACAGAACAGUUGGCGGAGAUGCAAGAAUUACAACGCAGAGGCCAACCCGCGCCACAAGAAGACCAGCCAACGCAGCAACCUAAGCAGACUGACUCUCGCGUCAGCGCCCACAGCCUGGCCAGCAUACAUGACCGGUAUGACCAGGUUCUCCAGUGUAUGAGAGAAAACAAAUGCAGUAUGGCCUGUGCCUUCCGUCUUGCGAGCUGUCCUCGGAGCACACUCAGAGACUUCGUUGCCAUAGCCGAACUUAAGAAGGUGGACUCCAGAGAACUAGACCUCGUCCUCCGUGACCAAGUGGGUUCCGUGCGUGCUCUCGAGGUUGUCUCUGAAAAACGACUCGGCGCUACAUCCCAGUGAUGAACAACAUGAGGAGGGAGGGGCAGCUGUUGCCAUUAAAGUUUGAUCCGCGCUUCUACGAGUGAAGUAUCUGGCAUAUUUCACCUCACAAAACGGCUCCUUUAGGAGCCACCAACACUAUGAAAGUCAAUGACCAACAACAAAGUUAAAAUAAAUAAUGAAAUACAGUACAGUCCCAAUUCCUCAAACCCUCAAAUAAAAACAAAAGUAAAUGACCGGCAAUGAAUAAAAAAAAUACGUAUAAAUACCCGUUCAAGACUUGACUCUCAGAUAAAUUCGAGAGGGACUGGGACAUAGUUUACCUUUCCAACAUGGCGGAAAGAAAAUUCGAAGCUGCAAUUGCGUAAAUUCUCUGGUUAGUUUCGGCUUCCGUGGCGCUAGUCUUGAGCGGCGAUUACCAAAACUAAGAAGAAAAGGCUAUUCUUGUCAAUGUAUUACACAUUUUGGAUGUUUAUGAAGCGAAAACCGAGAGAAAACAUUCAAGUUUGUCAUAACGUUUCACCAACAAGCUACCGACAGGUUACCGACAUCUUACCGACACAUUACCAACUGUCGCCCGACUGUUGGUGGGCUGUCGGCCGACUGUAG
Molecule: messenger RNA, 1023 nt
Organism: Porites lobata
Lineage: Eukaryota; Metazoa; Cnidaria; Anthozoa; Scleractinia; Poritidae
Source: the annotation of a GenBank genome assembly